CAAUAACAAUAAUCAGCUGAAGCAGCUUUUGUGCCACGCAAAAUUAUAAAUUAGUUAUUUUUUAAUCUAAGGAAUAUACAAUCGAGUAAUAUAUAGGACACUGAGCAAGAGAGCGUUGAUCAACAGGACGUAGACAGCAGGCAGCAUGUCGUGGCUAAACAACAGCCUAAACACCAUCAAAGGACAACUGACGAACUUGGCCCAGGAGGUGUUGGCCGACACAGCCGGACCCGGCGACGAUGAUUACCGCGGACCUGACCUAAAUACCAAGACGGCGGUGGAGCUGCUAACCGAGACGCAGAUGCUCAAGGAGCAGCUGGAAAAGUCAUGUGAAGACAAGGACCGUGAGAUUGCCACACUACGCAAGCAGCUUGCAACACUGAAGACCAGUCAACAAAUUAACGAACCUGGCGUUGGCGCUGACGUUGAUGGCGCCACAACAAAAUCGCUGCAAUCCGGCGAUGAUCAAAAUGUGGAGGACAGUUGGUGCUGGGAGCCGGCAGGCGUGGAAGCCACAGCAGCAGCAGCGGCAGCAGCAGCGGCAGCCCAAAGCUCAUCGAAAGCUGGAAUGGUGGAGGUUGCGCUGCCCGACACACCGAAUGUGUCCAUACUGAACACGAUAAUUGCGAAUCUGGAGCAGGAUAAUGGCGAGCUGCGCAACUCGCUGGAAAUGCUCGAUGCACAGCAUGAGCAGGCGAUGCAGAAUAUGCUCAGUCAGAAGACCGAGCUGCAGGCGCAGCUGCUGGAGCUGAAGCAGCUGCAGGCCGAUCGCCUGGUGGCGCACGAGCUGGAGAUGGCGCGCCUGAAGGCACAGCUGGUCGAUGAACAGAAGCAACAGCAGACAGUGGCGCUGGACCGCGAGCAGCUGCAGCAGCGCGUCGAGCAGCAGGGCAAGGAGCUGCAGCGCUGCAUGCUGGAGCUGGCUGAGAUGCAGCAGCUGCUGGAGAAACGGGGCGCCGACAAUGGUGAGCUGAUUGAGCGCGUACGUCAGGCCGAUGCCGAGCGCGAGAAGCUGCAGCGCGAGUUGGACGAGCUGGUGAAGCAGUCCAAGGAGAAGAAGACGUCCGAGUCGUCCAACAGCUCGUCCACGGGCAAGCACAGCGAGGAUGAGUUUAUAGUUGUACGCAAUACAGAUGCCACCGGCUCUAGCUCGGAUCCAGAUCCAGAUCCCGAUGUCGACGUCGAUGUUGAUGUCGACGUCGAUGUGGAUGCCACAACGCUGCCAUCUAGGGAGGAGCUGCGCCACAAGCUGCUCGCCCUGGAGACGCGCCUCGCCGAGGUGACGGCGAUCAAUGCCAAGCUGCAGGACGCCCAGCUGGAGCGUCAGUUGACCGAGUUGGAGACGCGUCUGCGCAUUAGCGAGUGCGAAAAGGAGCAACUGCAGCUGGAGCUACAGCGCAAGCUGCAACAGCUGAUGAUGCAGAACCAGGAGCUGAAGCUGAACGCCGAGGCGGACCAGGAGACGCACGCCAAUGAUCUGGAACAGCAGCUGGGCGCGCUGCGCGCCGAGAAUCGCCAGCUGCGCCAGGAACUAGACUCCAGCAUUGCCCAGGCCAAGUUUCGCCAGGCCAUAGCCGAGGAGAAGCAGGAGAUCACCGACUUGGACUUGGACUUGGACCUGGACAUGGACGCCUUAAGCCUGGCUGACAGCGGCUCAACGCAGUUGCGCUCGCUGCUCGAAGCGCUGCUCGCUGACAAAUCCAAACAGACCCUGGAUCGCACCUACCACCUGCUAAACGAUCGCCUCAAGCACUUGGACAUGGCCGAGCGGGACCUGAUGGAUCUGCGCAAGCAGCUGAUCAUCGCCGAGCACGACAAGAAGACGCUCGAGGCCGACAUCUCGCAGUACGUGCUGCAGUGCGACGAGCUGAUGAAGAACAACGAGGCGCUGCUCAACGAGAUGGACAAGGUGAAGCGCAACAAGCUGGAGACCAUCGAGGAGCACCAUGAGGAGACCAUAGCCCAGCUCGAGCUGCAGCUCGACGAGGCACAGAUUCUGCUCCAGCGCCAGGAGCAGCAGCUGGCGGCCAAGCAGACUGAACUAGAGCAGCUCAGCUCUGCCGAGCACAUUCCGGAUGUGGAGCUGCUGCGCCAGGAGCUACACGACGUGCAGCUGGCCAAGCAGACCCAACUGACGCAGUUGCAGCAGCUCAGGCAGUCACUGCGUGCCAAGGACGAGCAGCUGGAGCUCAAGUUGAAAGAGAAUGAAGAAGCCACAGCUGAAGUCCGCACGCUGCAAGCCCAGCUGACGUCCAAGCAGCAGGCAUUGAGGCAGAGCACAGAGGCAGCCGAGCAACUGCAGGCCCAGCUGAAACAGCUAACGGCAGAGGCCGAGCACAGCGCGGAGCAGCAGCUGGAGGACUUGCGCGAGCAGCUGCAGACGAGCAGCAGGCAGGGCGAGCAGCUCAAAGUGGAGCUGGAGCAGCUACGCGGCCAGCUGGACGAGAAGACAGCGCAGCUGCAGCAGCAGCAGCAGUUGCAGCUGCAGUUGCAAUCCCAGCUGGCGGAGCAACAAGAACAACAAAGGGCGGAGCUGGAGGCGCGCGAACAGCAGCUGAGCCAAUUGGCGGAGGAGCGCGAUCAGCUGAAGGCAGAGCAGCUGGCUGUGCAGUCCAAGUUGGAGGCACUGCAGCAGACGCCGACAGAUGGCGCCGCUGUGCAGCAGAUGGAGCAGGAACUGGAGCAGCUGAAGGCGCUGCAAGCGAAGGAAGGCGCCCAGCUGCAGCAGUCCAUCGAUGCACUGAACAGUGAGAAGCAGGAGCUGAUCAAGGCGCUGCAACAGAAGCACAUGGAGAACACGCAAUACUAUGCCGAAAUACAGCGUUUGCAGCCGCAGGAGCAGCAGCUGCACGAUCUGAUCAAGGAGCGCGAGAAGCUGUGCGAUCAAAUCAGCUUCCUGAAGGAGAAGUCCGACAUACUCACCACAAAUCUGCUGACCGAGCAGAGCCAGCAGCGACGGCUGCAGCAGCAGCAGGCCGAGGCCCAGGAGCAGCAGUUGACGGUGCAGCGCGACUUGGAGCGACUGCGCGCCCAUCUCGUCGAGAUCGAGGAGCUGCACACGCAGGAGAGCGUCGAGCUGCAGCGCGAGCUGGACGAGACGCGCGCCAAGCAUGCGGCCCUGCAGAGCGAGGUGUCCAAGUCCAGCACCGCCUACACGUCAGCCAGCAUUCGAGCCAAUCAGCAGGCGGAGACACUGCAGGCGCAGCAUGCGCUGCUGCUGCAGCAGCGGGACGAGCUGCUCGGCAAGAUCGGACAGUUCGAGGAUCGCGAGCAGCGGCAGCAGGCGGCGCUAACCAAUCUGCAGUGCGCGCUGGAGCAAUUUCAGAAUGACAAGGAGCACGACAUUGCGCUGGCCACGCAAAGGAUGCGCCGCGAAUUGCAGGCCCAGGUGGAGCAGCAGGCGCUGCUGCAAGCGGAGCUCAAUGCGCUGCAGCAGCAGCUGGCGGAGGCCAAUCAGGGAUUGCGCGCCGCAUCGCGGCUGUCCGAUCAGCUGGAGGCUGGGCAGCAGGCCAUCGCCGUGCUGCGCGACGAAGUGGACAGCCUGAAGGAAGCCAACCAGAAGCUGGAGCAGAGCCUGAACAGCAGCGAGUCCAGCCAAACGGACAAGAUUGACAAGAGUCUCAUCAAGAGCCUGCUGAUCGGCUAUGUGGUUAGUGGACAUGCGGGCGACAAGCAGCAGGUGCUGCGCAUGAUAUCGUCCCUGCUCGACUUCAAUGCCCAGGAAUCGGACAAGGUCGGGCUCAACAAGCCCCAAAGCAGCUGGCUGGGCAACAUACUCGGCGGUGGCGGCGGCGGCCCCUCUAACGCCAGCACAGGCAAUGAUAAUUUGGUGCAGGCCUUUGUCCAGUUUCUGGAACAGGAAUCCCAGCCGCAGUCGACGGCGCAGGCGCGACCCAAUCUGCUCAGCAUGGCUAAGCAAGCGGAGGCAACUGAAGCCGUUGGCGACGGCUGCGCAGAUGUCGCAGCUGCAGCUGCAGCAACAGCAGCACAGGCAGCAACGGCCAUCGCAACGCCGACGACAAGUAUAGAGCACGCCACGCCCCCCAUAACGGUAUUGCCCCCGAUGCAGUCGCUCCUGAUGAGCAGCAGCGAAUUCGCGCCCAGCCGCAACUCCAGCUCAAUAUUGAAGGAUAUUCUCAGCGACACUUGAUUGUUGUAGAACCAUUUGGAAUUGUGUGUUCCGCGUGUGAUUGACUUUAUCAUUAUGUUUAACUAUUUUUGUGUCUAAUCUUUAAUUCAUAUCAAAUUGAAUAGUUGUAUAUUAAAACGUGCAAUUCAACUAGGCUAGCGAAUGGAGUCACGGGCGCUCUACUCGUAUUUGUCACUACAGAUCCACACUUAUGUUUGUAUAACCUUUUUGUAACACACACACACACACGUACACACAUACAAGCGCACUUGUAAAUAUGUAAUAUGUUAGAUAUAUAUAUUUAUAUAUAUAUCAUGCCAAUCCGUUGGGCACUCAGCGAGCUGUCCCGUCGCCUGUCCUUGAAGCGCCUUAAAAGCAGCUCGAUGAAACGACAGCGAAAAAAGUUUAUAAACAUAGAAUACCGGAAAUAAAUAUUUAACUAUAAACAA
Messenger RNA from Drosophila hydei, 4578 nucleotides. It is a transcript of the gene Gmap, whose product is annotated as myosin-11. The coding region runs from base 146 to 4150 and encodes 1334 amino acids. Gene Ontology annotation, biological process: endoplasmic reticulum to Golgi vesicle-mediated transport; Golgi organization. The transcript has 7 exons. Gene Ontology annotation, cellular component: Golgi apparatus. Gene Ontology annotation, molecular function: small GTPase binding. The record is from RefSeq and is a predicted model, not a curated record. NCBI's taxonomy places the organism in Eukaryota, Metazoa, Arthropoda, Insecta, Diptera, Drosophilidae.